This is a messenger RNA of Acomys russatus (golden spiny mouse), 9433 nucleotides long. It is a transcript of the gene Mki67, whose product is annotated as marker of proliferation Ki-67. Gene Ontology annotation, biological process: regulation of mitotic nuclear division; regulation of chromosome segregation. Gene Ontology annotation, cellular component: nucleus; chromosome. The transcript is spliced from 14 exons. Bases 3 to 9209 code for a protein of 3068 amino acids. Gene Ontology annotation, molecular function: protein binding. The record is from RefSeq and is a predicted model, not a curated record. NCBI's taxonomy places the organism in Eukaryota, Metazoa, Chordata, Mammalia, Rodentia, Muridae.
CCAUGGCUGCUCGCCUGGUCACCAUCAAGCGGAGCGGCGACGACGGCGCACACUUCCCGCUGAGUCUCAGCUCCUGCCUGUUCGGAAGGAGUAUUGAAUGUGACAUUCGUAUCCAGCUGCCUGUGGUGUCAAAAAAACAUUGCAAAAUUGAAGUCAAAGGGCAAGAGGCAGUAUUAUAUAAUUUCAGUUCCACAAAUCCAACACAAGUAAAUGGGACUACAAUAGAUGAGCCUGUGCAUCUGAAGCAUGGAGAUAUAAUAACAAUCAUUGACCGAUCGUUUAGGUAUGAAAAUGGAAGUCAUGAGGAUGGAAGCAAGUCAGCAGAAUUUCCAGGGAAAUCACUUGGACAGCACCCGGCACGGCGAGCCUCAAGAGCUACCUUCUCUGCUGACCCUGAUGGGAGAGGCCAAGAUGUCAAAGCUUCAAAAAUCACUGCUUCAAGAAGAUCUUUGGUACAUGCCAAAGGACUCACUGAAGACUAUCCUGCCUCAGAUGGCUCAAAGGACAGUGUUACCCAAGAUCUACCAGGGCAUGUAGAACAGCAUGGUGGCAGAAACAUAGGAGAGCCCAUUUCUGGGGAUCUCUUUAGGAAGUUCAGGGCUACAGGAAGCACUUACAGGGAACUGACGUCUUCUCCUGCACCAAGCCCAAGUAAUAGCAAGAAAAGUGACUAUCCCUUUGAGGAACUUUACCAGUCAAUGAAGGAACAGUUGAUUAUAAAAUCACAGAAACUGAGGCGUAGAAAGUCAGAACCACAACCUGAUUGUGCGACAGGAAAAGAAACAUUGGAGACACAGCUGUUUGUGUCAUGCAAGGCCAGACCAAAGUCCAGUGGAGGCACCCCUGUUACACUAACCUCUUCACACAAAGUUGAAAAGAUCUAUACUGAGAGACAGAGCAGCAAUGUGGAGCCUGUUCAGACUUCCACGGAGGCUUUGAGUUCCAGCUUUUCUCUCUCUGAGACAGCUAAAAUGAAGACCCCUGUGCGGAAGUCACAAGAACUUAAGGAUGAAGAUGUCCAUGUUACUGGUGGAAAAGAGUCUGUGAAUCCAGAUGAAAGAGAAGAUGCCAAGGUAGUUCAUAAAAUAGUCACUCCUAGGAAGCUGGUAACUAGAAACCAAACUUCAGUGGAAGUUGAAGAUGCUGUCAGCCCUGCUGGUACAUCACAAAAUCCGUCUUCCAGAAAGAGAAAGAGUAUUCCUGCAAAGGUAGAGGUACAGUCUGCACAGACACAAAAGCGUCUCUCUUCAACUCCAUGCCUUGCUCCAGGUGAACGGAAAACUCCCAAGGAUUCCUUCAGCGGGCCGGAGAAAUUGGCCACCACAGCCAAGCAGAUUUGCUCUGAGCUACCUGGCCUUAGUUCCGUUGAUAUCAGCAACUUUGGUGAAUCCAUCAACAAGAGUGAGGGAAUGUCUUUGAAGAAAAGACGUGUAUCCUUUGGUGGUUGUCUAAGACCUGAAUUAUUUGAUGAAAACUUGCCACCUAAUACACCACUCAAAAGAGGAGAGACACCAAAUAAGAGGAAGUCACUUGCCACUCACAGUCCAGCUGUCCUGAAGAAAAUCAUCAAGGUACCACCUCAGUCCCCAGGGAAACAAGAGUCUCCUGGAAUAACUCCACCAAGGGCAAAUGAUCAAAGACGCAGGUCAGGAAGGACCUCGCCUACUUCCAGUGGAAGCAAAUCCUUAUAUCAGGCAGAUACACCCAAGAAAGCAGGCAGAAAGAGCAGCAACCUGCCAGCCAAGAGAACAUCCAUCAGCCGAAGUCAGCACGGCAUCCUACAGAUGAUUUCCUCCAAAAGAAGGAGUGGUGCUUCUGAAGCCAACCUGAUUGUUGCAAAAUCAUGGGCAGAUGUCGUAAAGCUCGGCUCGAAACAAGCACAAAUUAAAGUUGUAAAAUAUGUCCCUCAAAAACAGACAAGCAAAAGACAAAGAAGAUCUAAUACUCCAAAGAAACCUACAAGCACCCUUCACAAUCAGUUCAGCACAGGCCAUGCAAACUCUCCCUGUACCAUUGUAAUAGGGAGAGCGCAGAUUGAAAAAGUAAGCAUGCCUGCUCGGCCCUACAAAAUGCUGAACAACUUGAUGCUAAACCAAAAAAUGGACUUCAGUGAAGAUCUGUCAGGACUGAGUGAGUUGUUCAAGACCCCGGGGAAGGAGAAGCAGCAGCGGACGAGUGACACGGGCUCCGUUCUUUCCAGUUCAGGGAAUUUGCCUGAAAAACAGGUUCAAGAAACUAAUUCAGGAGACACACCUCUGGCCAUCACCUCAGAGAUCUUGGGAGAAAAUGUGCCCUUUGGUACUCAGAAUGCAGCAAAGGAGCCAUCUGACAAAUAUUCUGCAAGUCCUAGUUUAAGACGGCAAAGCAUCAAGAAUGGAAACAUAGUGCAAACCCCCAAGAAUGUCCAUAACAUUACUCACCUCGAGAAGAAGACUCCAGGCUCUGGCACAGAACCUUCACAGAGAGCAUCCAGUGUGAGUGGGUUAAGACGAUCUAGACAGCUCAGACAUCAUACCCUUGUAGAAAGUUCGAAUGAAAAAACGGAAGUGGACCUUGCUGACGGCAUCACAGGAAGAUACUUAAGGAAGACAUCACUGCGAGGACAAGAAGUGGAUCUACAGGUGCAGGACUAUGAAAACUCUUCACAAAAAUGCAAGGAAAACAUUGAAUUAAAAGAAGGUUCAGAAAAGACGUCAAGUGCCAGAGACCAGAAGCCAACAGAAGACUUAAUAGGAAGAGUGGACCGUGCUGAGGAACUACUUAAUCAGGAACAAGGAACCAAACAAAACCCAGAGGAAUCCAUGCACAUGCAAAACACACCAGCAAGUGAAGAUCAAGGAGCUACAAAACAGAAAGUGGGCCCAGUUGUUUAUGCAACCAAGGUGAAGCGCUGGCCAAAAACACCUGACAAAAAGACCCAACUUCUAGAAGGCCCAGCUGGUCUCAAGGAACCCUUUGAAACACCAAACUUGUGUGAUGAUAAAACCAAAGUUCUUUGCAAAUCCCCACAACCCACAACAGAGAACACCAAAACAAGCAAAAAGGCACGGGCCAGCGCAUCUGGGAAGAAAGUAAACACAAAGGAAGAGGAGCUCCCUGCACAGACAAAGCUUGUACACGUAUCAGGGGGAACCAGGCACACUCCCAAAGUUCCAGGACUUGAGCAAGGCGACAUCAAAGCUUUGAAGGAAUCUGAAUAUAAAAUGCUGUCCCCGACAGUAAUUCGAAGCAAAAGGUCUUUAGGAAAAGCUAAGGAAAAAGCUCAGCCCCUGGAAGAUAUGGCUGGGUUCCAGGAACUCUUUCUAUCACCAGCCCACAGUGGCGAAAUCAGAAAAAUGCCAAGCAAAUCUCAUCUAGAACCGGUCAGGACUCCAGCAAGCACAAAGAGACUGUCCAACAUGAGUCUCAGGGUAGAUGUGAGAGAACUUUCCGUAACUGAGAAACAAACACAGUCACCAGGCAGAGCCACACAAACACCAGCACCUGAACAGGAAGAGAAUGAUGCCACAGCCUUUAUGGAAACUCCAAAGCAGAAACUGGAUUUCACAGGGAAUUCAGUGGGCAGUAAGAGAAGGUCACGGACGCCUAAGAUCAGGGCUCAACCCCUAGAAGACCUGGAUGAUGUCCAAGAACUCUUCCAAACACCAGCUGGUGACAGUGACCCAGUGACUGUUGAGGAAACUGCAAAGAUGUCUUUGGAAUCUCCACAACCAGUCAGGACCCCAGCAAGCACAAAGAGACUGUCCAAGACGGGUCUCGGUCAGGUGGAUGUGAGAGAAAAGCUUUCAACAACUGGGAAACGAACAAAGUCACCAGGCAGAGCUGCACGCACACCAGCAUCCAUGCAGGAAGAGAAUGAUGCCACAGCCUUUAUGGAAACUCCAAAGCAGAAACUGGAUUUCACAGGCAAUUCAGUGGGCAGUAAGAGAAGGUCACGGACCCCUAAGAUCAGGGCUCAACCCCUAGAAGACCUGGAUGAUGUCCAAGAACUCUUCCAAACGCCAGCUGGUGACAGUGACCCAGUGACUGUUGGGGAAACUACAAAGAUGUCUUUGGAAUCUCCACAACCAGAACCAGUCAGGACCCCAGCAAGCACAAAAAGACUGUCAAAUAUGGGUCUUAGGAAAGUGGAUGUGAGAGAACUUUCCAUACCUGAGAAACAAACACAGUCACCAGGCAGAGCCACAUACACACCAGCACCAGUGCAGGAAGAGAAUGAUGCCACAGCUUUGAUGGAAACUCCAAAGCAGAAACUGGAUUUCACAGGGAAUUCAGUGGGCAGUAAGAGAAGGUCACGGACCCCUAAGAUCAGGGCUCAACCCCCAGAACACCUAGAUGGUGUCCAAGAACUCUUCCAAACACCAGCUGGUGACAGUGACCCAGUGACUGUUGGGGAAACUGCAAAGAUGUCUUUGGAAUCUCCACAACCAGAACCAAUCAGGACCCCAGCAAGCACAAAGAGACUGUCAAAGAUGGGUCUCGGUCAGGUGGAUGUGAAAGACAUUCUUUCAACAACUGGGAAACGAACAAAGUCACCAGGCCGAGCCGCACAAACACCAGCACCUGUGCAGCAGGAAAAGAAGAUUAAAACAACUAUGGAAACUUCAAAUCAGAAACUGGAGUCUAUAGGAAAUUUAACAGCGCCUGAGAGAAAGCAGAGACCACCUAAGGAACAGGCCCCAUCUCUAGAAGACCUGACUGGUAUGGAGGAACUAUUCCAAACACCAGAACAUGGCAGUGGCCCAUUAGUUGUUGGCAAAACCAAAGCAGUGUCCCUUAAUUCUCCACAACCAGAACCUAUCAUAACCAUAAAAAGCAUAAAGAGACGGUCCAGGGCAAGUAUGGGUAAAAUGGAUAUGAAAGAAGAAAUUUUACAGUCAGAGCAACACCCCCAAUCAGGAGAAGCCACAGAUACACUCCAAGUACCCACUGACAACAGAGUCAUUAGGGCAUCGAAGCAACCUGUCAAGAGGAAACUGGAUCCAACAGCUAGUAUGCCUGACAGCAAGAGGGUGCGACGUGCAACCAAGGAUAAGACCCCAUGCCUUGAAGACCUGAGUAGCAUCCAACAGCUCUUCCAAACACCAGGCUAUGCUAAAGACUCAUUGACCAUUGGCGAAACCAAAAAAAUGCUCACAAAAUCUCCACAAUCGGGACCAGUUAGAACCCAAACCAGCAGAAAGAGUCUCACCAAGAUCAGCCACAGGAAAAUGGAUGUGACAAAACUUUCAGAAUUCUGGGAGCACUCACCAGGCAGAAGCCCAGCAGCACCAGUGCAGGAUAAUGGGUUAAAAGCAAUUAUGGAGACCCCCAAGGAGAAACUGGAGACUGCAACAGAUGUAACUGAGCUUACCAGACAGCCAAGAGCAACUAAGGAAAAUGUCCAACCCCUGGAAAAUCUUGAUGGCUUCCAAGAACUCUUCAAAACACCAGGCCAUAGCACUGAUCCAUUAACUGGUAACAAAAAAAUAAGAAUGUCCUUGAAAUCUCCACAACCAGGACUUGCUAGAACCCCACAAACCUCAAAGAGACUGACCAAGACAAAUCUUGGGAAAGUUGGUGUGAGAGAAAUGCUCUCUCCACUGAAUAUGCUCAGGCAGGCUACAGGAGAGGUUGUACACACACCCAGAGGGCCAGAAGAUGAUGGCAGAGGGGUCAAAGAUGUGAAGGAAUCCACAACUAAGACAAGGGGCCCAUCAGCAAGUGUAACUGUCAGCAAGAGGCAGCAAGGAGCAUGUAAGGAAAGGUCUCAGUCUUUAGAAGACUUAUUUGGUGUCCAGGAGCUCUUUCAGACACCAGCCAGUAGCAAAGACCCAGUGACUGUUGGGGAAUCUACAAAAAUGUCUUUGGAAUCUCCACAAACAGGAUAUAUCAGGACCCUAGCAAGCACAAAGAGACUGUCAAAUAUGGGUCUUAGGAAAGUGGAUGUGAGAGAACUUUCCAUACCUGAGAAACAAACACAGUCACCAGGCAGAGCCACAUACACACCAGCACCAGUGCAGGAAGAGAAUGAUGCCACAGCUUUGAUGGAAACUCCAAAGCAGAAACUGGAUUUCACAGGGAAUUCAGUGGGCAGUAAGAGAAGGUCACGGACGCCUAAGAUCAGGGCUCAACCCUUAGAAGACCUGGAUGGUGUCCAAGAACUCUUCCAAACACCAGCUGGUGACAGUGACCCAGUGACUGUUGGGGAAACUACAAAGACGUCUUUGGAAUCUCCACAACCAGAACCAAUCAGGACCCCAGCAAGCACAAAGAGACUGUCCAAGACGGGUCUCGGUCAGGUGGAUGUGAGAGAAAAGCUUUCAACAACUGGGAAACGAACAAAGUCACCAGGCAGAGCUGCACCCACAGUAGCACCAGUGCAGGAAGAGAAUGAUGCCACAGCCUUUAUGGAAACUCCAAAGCAGAAACUGGAUUUCACAGGCAAUUCAGUGGGCAGUAAGAGAAGGUCACAGACACCUAAGAUCAGGGCUCAACCCCUAGAAGACCUGGAUGGUGUCCAAGAACUCUUCCAAACACCAGCUGGUGCCAGUGACCCAGUGACUGUUGGGGAAACUGCAAAGAUGUCUUUGGAAUCUCCACAACCAGAACCAGUCAGGACCCCAGGAAGCACAAAGAGACUGUUCAAGACAGGUCUCGGUCAGGUGGAUAUGAGGGAAGAGCUCUCUCCACUGAAUAAGCCAAGGUGUGCAUCACACAAAGUCAUGCAUGCAUCCAGACUUCCAGAAGAUGAUGGCAGAAGGGCCAAAGAUGUGAAGAAAUCUCUAGCUCAGACAUUGGACCCCACAGUACAUGUAACUCACAGCAAGAGGCAGCAAGGGCCAUGUAAGAAAAGGUCCCAGUCCCUAGAAGACUUAUUUGGUCUCCAGGAGCUCCCUGAAGUACCAAGCCAUGACAAAGAUUCAGUGGGAGGGAAGAAGCUCACAAAAAUGCCCUGCAGGUCACCACCACAACCAAAAGGCACUUCAGUAACUUCACAGAGACAGCCCAGAACUAAUCUGAGGAAAGUUCAUGUGAAAAAUGAACUGUCAGGAGACAGAAUGCUUCCAGAAAUAUCAGGGGAAAUCAUGGACUCAUCUAGAGUACCAGAAGGUGAAGACAAAGUCAUUAGAACAAGGAAGCAACCUAUAAAGCGGAAAUUGGACACAGCAGUUAGUGUGCCUGGCAGCAAGAGACAACGAGUCACAAGAGCAGAAAAGGCACAGACCCUAGAGGAUCUGCCUGCCUUCCAAGAGCUCUACCAAGCUCCAAGCUUGGCAGUAGAUUCGUUGACUGUUGACAAAACCAGAAAGAUGCCCAGCAAAUCUCCAGAAUCUGUGGACACAACUUCAGGGACACAACCAGGAAGAAGACUGAGGAAACUGGGCGUGGCUGAAGAGCCUGUAGCACAAAGAAAGACUACAAGAGUGUUACGAGAAACAAGAAACACACACAAAGAGCCCAUGGGUAAUAGCAAAGGUGUCAAAGAGUUUAAGGACUCUUCAACGCAGAAGCAAGACUCAGCUAUAAGUUUAACUGGCAGGAGGAACCAACCAAGGAUAGUUAAGAAGACCCAACCCUUAGAGGAACUGACCAGUUCCCAAGAGGAAACAUCUACAGGAAUGUCUUGCACAUCUCCACAAGUAGAAGAAAAGGAGAUCACAGCAGCCUCAAAGAGACGCCUCAGAAUACAAGUGUGCAAAGUGGAUGUGAAAGAAGAGCUCACAGCACAGAGAAAGCCACCAGGCAGAGCAACCAGGAACACACUCAAAGAGCCCAUGGGUGAUAGUAUGAAUGUUGAAGAGGAGCUUAAGCAGCCUACAAAGCAGAAAAUUGACCCAGCAGCAAGUGUGCCUGUCAGCAAGAGGCCACGGAGGGUACCCAGGGAAAAGGCACAGCCUCUUGAAUUACCUGGUCUCAAAGGACCAAUCCAAACCCCAGGUCACACUGAGGAAUCAGUAAGUGAUAAAAGACCCACACAGAUGCCCUGUAAUUCUCUACAAGCAGAGCAAGUGGACAGCCUCCAAGCCUCACCAAGACGUCCCAGGACAAGACGUGGGAAAGUAGAGGUGGAUGAAGAGCCUUCAGUAGUGAAGAAGACAAUGCCAGCAUCAAGGCAAACUAUGCGGACCUGCAAGAUCCCUGAAAUUGAUGGCAAAGGCACCCAAGCUUCAAAGGAGCCUGUAAAGCAGAAAGUAGACACAGCAGCUAAUGUAACUGGCAGCAGGAGGAGGCUAAGAGCACAUAAGGAUGAGGUCCAACCUCUUGAAGUUCUGGGUGACUCCAAAGAAAUAACCCAAAUAUCAGACCAUUCUGAGAAACUACAUGACACGAGUGACCUUAAGAGCAUUCUACAGCAAAUGCCAGACUCAGCAAAGCCUUUGAGAACAUGCAGAAGAGUGCAAAAGGCCUCUCAAGAGGACCCCAUGGAGAUGUCAGUGGAUACCAGAGACCCUGCAGCAUCAGAAAGCAAAAGCAAUGCUUCCCUGCCUCCCAAGAGCAAGUCUUCAAGAGAUGGAAGCAUUUCAAGAACCAGGGGGUUGCGCUCUAUGACACAAAAGCAGGAAGCAACAGAAGAGAAGCCUGUACCUAAAACAAGGAGGGCUGCUCGCAGCAAGAGGCAUGUAUCACCUGAGCCUGUGAAGAUGAAACACCUUAGAAUCAUGUCAAACAAAAUUGAACCCGUGGAAGAGCAGAUUAGCAACAUCAAGGAAAUGCAAGAAAAGGAAGACAGCGGAGAAAACUCAGUCACUUCAGAUCAGAGCUCUAGAUACCGAAAGAAAACCAAUGAAAAACAGCUAAGACUCAAGGUUGAUGCAUCUGCAGAAAAGGUUGAGAUAAAGAAAAAUGAGAAGACCGUAAAGUUCUCCCAGGAGACAGAGCUGCACAACCCAGAUGAUGGAGCCAAGAAAUCUACAUCAAGGGGCAAAGUCAGUGGGAGAAGAACAUGCUUGAGGUCUGCAGGACAGAGUGAGACUCCCCAGCCUCCUGCUGCAGAGGAGAAGACAAGCAAGCCAGCGGCAGAAAUCUCGGUAAAGACUCAGAAAGAGAAAGGAGUCUCUGCAGAUUCAGAUGUUAGGCGUUUGAGAUCCAAAAAAACUGGAGCCACUUUGGACAGUGAAUCUAAGCCAAGAGUAACUCAAGGUGCCAAGAAAGGUGCUAAAAUUCCAAAGAAGGAUGAAGACAUUGUAUACACCAGGAAAUUAAGAACAAGACGUCAACCAGAAUAGUAUACUAUGUAGCAGAGACAUUUAAGAAGGAAAAAUAAAUUCAACUUCGUGAUGAAUUCCAGUGUGACUCUCACCUCCAGCAUGAAGGUGAACUGUAAAUAAUGCUGCCUGUCUUUAAAGAAAGAAGCUUCAAGUUUUCCUGGUUAUACUUUCUUCAAACUCCAAUGGAGAUCAUGAAGGGGAUCACCAGGAAUCUCAGCAAUAACAGUUUAAAAGUUUGGGAG